AUGGAUGAGGUCUCAUCUACGAGUAACGUCGAGGACGAAAACAAUGCAUUUGCAAGCGAGAGCGGUAUCGAUCUGGACAGACACCACGUGCGCGGCACCCACCGCAAGGCACCCAAGAGCGACAACGUCUACUUGAAGCUCCUCGUCAAGCUUUACCGCUUCCUGGCCCGUCGUACCGACUCCAGCUUCAACAAGGUCGUCCUGCGCCGCCUUUUUAUGUCCCGCAUCAACCGACCCCCCGUCUCUGUCUCCCGCAUCGUUGGUCAGAGCAAGGGUCAGGAGGGCAAGACCGUCGUCGUUGUCGGUACCAUCACCGAUGACAACCGCCUGCUCCAGGUCCCCAAGCUGAGCAUCGCUGCUCUGCGCUUCACCGCCACUGCCCGUGCCCGCAUCCUGGCCGCCGGUGGUGAGACCCUCACCCUCGACCAGCUCGCUCUGCGUGCUCCCACUGGUAGCAACACCCUGCUGCUCCGUGGCCCCAAGAACUCCCGUGAGGCCGUCAAGCACUUCGGCAUGGGCCCCCACAAGAACAAGAAGCCCUACGUCCAGUCCAAGGGCCGCAAGUUCGAGCGUGCCCGUGGUCGCAGACGAUCCCGUGGUUUCAAGGUCUAA
Molecule: messenger RNA, 612 nt
Organism: Pestalotiopsis fici W106-1
Lineage: Eukaryota; Fungi; Ascomycota; Sordariomycetes; Amphisphaeriales; Sporocadaceae
Product: 60S ribosomal protein L18-B
Exons: 3
Coding region: 1-612 (203 amino acids)
Biological process (GO): translation
Cellular component (GO): ribosome; cytosolic large ribosomal subunit
Molecular function (GO): structural constituent of ribosome; RNA binding
Source: RefSeq, a predicted model, not a curated record